UGCCUCUUUACUUGCUAACAAACAGACAAGUAAAUGACAUUUUUGUCAGAUUGCUUUUACAGAUUUCAGAGCUCACUCCACAGGAAAUGACGUCACCAUACCUUGCGUCCACCUCCUGUCCACCACAGCGCCAGUUCUCAGAUUAAUUUAACACGGUGGCCCUUUAAACACUGAAAAAAAAAAGGAAAAGAAAUAGAAAAAAAAACGCAAUUUUCAGACUUUGAAUUUAAAAGAUGGCCCAACUGCAGGCCUGUCUGCAACCUGACAACAAACACCAUCGUCUGCUAUGUGAGUGACUGCAGGCUCGCUCUUAGCUAACGUUACGCAGCUGCCUGUAACCGAAGCUAAUCGGCUAUCUGUCGUUAGCUGCAGCGGCUCGCCUUGCCAUAUGAUAUUGACGCACAUUGCACAGGGACAGACCUCUGCGGACGGCGAUUGGAUCAGCAAAAACAACCCCGUAACGCUGAAAUGGACAAAGACGAAGCAGACCGGCUGAUAGAGAAGGCGAAGCUGUGUUUGCGAUCAGGGCGGAAAGAUCGGGCGCUGCAGCUGUUAUAUGAAGCCCAGAAUAUUUACCCCAGCACCCGGGCCAGAGUGCUGAUAGAUGCCAUAGCAAGGAAUGGAGGCACUGCUGCCCCAGAGGCAAACCACGUACCCCCGCCGACCGGCUGGAGAGACGAGGACAUUAGAAACAGUGAAACAAGUAAUGCCAGUGGCGAUGAAAAGAAGAGCUACACCGAGGAUCAACGCCAGGGUGUUCUCAGGAUAAAGAAUUGCAAGGACUUUUAUGAAAUCCUUGGUGUUCCCAAAAAUGCCAGCGAUGAAGAUUUAAAGAAGGCAUACAGGAAGUUGGCCCUCAAGUUUCACCCCGACAAGAACUUCGCUCCAGGAGCUACAGAUGCUUUCAAAGCAAUAGGCAAUGCAUAUGCAGUGCUGAGCAAUCCAGAGAAGAGGCAACAAUACGAUCAGUAUGGAGAUCAGUCUACAGCUUCGAACCCACCCCAACACUCCAGCCACAGCCGCCAUGGACACUACCGAAGCUUCCACAGAGACUUUGAGGCCGACAUUUCCCCCGAGGAACUCUUUAACAUUUUCUUUGGAGGAAGGUUUCCCACAGGAAAUGUCCACGUGUACACCAACCAGGGAGCCUCCUACUCUCAGUUCUAUCAGCCUCGUCGUCGACGUGCUUAUGAGAGGCGCGAGGAGGUGGUGGAAGACAACCAGAGUCAGAACACCUUCACAGCACUCCUGCAGCUUCUCCCUGUGCUGGUGCUAAUCCUCAUAUCAGUGUUUACUCAGAUGAUGGCCACUACCCCGCCCUACAGUCUCUUCUAUAAGCCGGCAAUGGGGCUGGUGGUGUCCAGGGAAACGCAGCACAUGGGCGUACCGUACUAUGUGGAUAAAAGUUUUGAGAAGGAAUACCACGGCGCUGCGCUGGACGAACUAGAGAAAUCAAUCGAGAGCGACUAUAUCGAACACCUGCAGAGCAGCUGCUGGAAAGAGAAACAACAGAAAUCAGACUUGGCAAACCUCGGACAGCUGUACCGAGAUGAACGGUUAAAGCAGAAGGCAGAGUCGAUGAGGCUGGACCACUGUGAGAAACUGCAUCGGCUGGUUGGGCGUCAGAGAGGCAAAUGAGGACUGUUUGAGAGGAGAACACGUUUCAUUACAGACUUUACAAUAAUGCGUUUUAUUGAAGUGUGUAAUUUAUCCAAUCUGGCCACUUUGUAAAGCAAUCUCUUUGGGUGGAGCGCAGUCAGCGGGAGAUUAUGCCACUGGAAACAAUGUGCCUUGUCUCCUCUUCGAUGAUAGAAAAUAGAGUUGCAUGUCAGCUGCCAGCCCUGGCUUUGGUGGUAGCAGCAUCAUGUGCAAACUCACUGUGGCAGUGUGUAUGAUGUGUCAGAGCCUUUAAACUUUCUUAUAGAAAUGGCACGACAAUAUGGGGGUUUCCCUUUGGGGUUCUGAAGGCAGUUGUAUGUUCGCACAUACAUGUUCUAUUUAUUUAGGUUUUCUAGAUUACCUGUAUGUAAUUUCUUGAAUGAUUUUGUGUCCUCGCUUAAAUCUUAGGUGUAUUUAUUUGAUAGUUAAUAGAGUGAAUGUUACUUGAGCAUCUUGGCUCAUCUUUUUUCUGUUGGAAGUAAUGACGUACAGUGACUUAAAUAAUACUGUAGUCUUUUGACAAAUCUGAGAGCUUCUGUACUGUGAAAUGACAGAGGACCUCUUUAUUUAUGAUUAAAAUACAGACGAAUCAGACAUUAGAAAGAACUGUAACAUCUAUACUGUGGUUAAUCAAGCAAUUUGAAUUCCGGCACUAUAGAAAUAGGCAGCACAUUAGAGUAAAACUUUACAAAACAUGACCACAUUUAUCUGAUUAACGUGCUUACCAUAAAAGGUUGUACUUGCCAAAAAGUGAGUUUUCUUCUACAGUAGAGCUUCCCACUCCCUGCACUACUGCUUACGUAGAUGUUUGUUGCAUUGGUCAUUAAGCUUCUGCCAUUCAGGAACCAUUCGCUAGAGGUUUAAACGUGAGAAAUGACUGUUAUGUGUUGGGGAGGGUGGGGGGUAGGGGGGACAUGUUCUGAUUUGUCCCAAGCAGGGAGUUCACUUCAACCAAAAAGCCCAUGCACCAUCCCACACAGUAUUUCUGGUGUACUUGCUAUAAAUUGGAGGCUCGGUGGUGAGCAGUAUCUGUAAGGUUACUUGAGUUAAAUGGCAUGCAAUACCGUCUUUUCAAAAACCAUGCACAACCUUAAUUUUGUCCUGGGAAAAAUGCGUUUCAGCUCAAAUUUCUAAGUGUUUUAUAAAUCCUGCACUUAUCAUUUCUACAAUGUUUUAUAAAGAAGACACAGUUUGUUUUGAAAAUCUGAACAUUAAUGAAGAAUUAAUGGUUUUAAUCGGUUUUGUUAAAUAUCUAUGGACAUGACUUUUUCCCACAGCCAGGAACCAGUGUGGUGACUUUUACUUGUCAGGUCUUGUCAUAAGUAGGAUGCUAACUUUGUAAAGCUGUUAACUUUAAUUUAAUUAAACUUAAUUUAAACCAACCGCAGAUCAUUCAAACCCUAUACAGACAUUAAUAUUUGUUGCUGUGCACUAAGACUGCCAAACUGCCUUAGCUGUUCUCAUGUUUGUGAAAUAUUCAGGUUAAUUUAAAGCACUUUUAAGUUAGUAUUUAACCCUGUGUUCCAUAUCAUGACUGUUGCAUGCACCCUAAGUGAGAGUGUUUUAUUAGUUGCGUAUUUAUUUUUUUGGCGAACACAUCUUCAUGACUACUGACACACUAAAUGUUACUUAGAAUAUUCAGGGCCACACUGUAACUCACCAAUGUGUAAAACAUUUACUGUGAUACACACAGAUCAGGUUUUGGUAUCAGUCAGUGUGGCAGUACACUUAAGCCAAAAUUAUCAGAAAAUUAAAGAUGUAUCCAGAAUACA
This is a messenger RNA of Seriola aureovittata, 3431 nucleotides long. RefSeq names its product DnaJ (Hsp40) homolog, subfamily C, member 18 (gene dnajc18). Lineage: Eukaryota; Metazoa; Chordata; Actinopteri; Carangiformes; Carangidae. Gene Ontology annotation, cellular component: endoplasmic reticulum membrane. The record is from RefSeq and is a predicted model, not a curated record. Bases 469 to 1638 code for a protein of 389 amino acids. Gene Ontology annotation, biological process: cellular response to misfolded protein. Gene Ontology annotation, molecular function: Hsp70 protein binding. The transcript has 8 exons.